Messenger RNA from Anguilla anguilla (European eel), 2830 nucleotides. It is a transcript of the gene lgals8a, whose product is annotated as galectin 8a. The coding region runs from base 130 to 1074 and encodes 314 amino acids. Lineage: Eukaryota; Metazoa; Chordata; Actinopteri; Anguilliformes; Anguillidae. The record is from RefSeq and is a predicted model, not a curated record. The transcript has 9 exons. Gene Ontology annotation, molecular function: carbohydrate binding.
UCCCCUUACGUCAAACAAGGAAGUUUACGAAGCGAAAAUGCUGAAUUGAGGCAUCUAAUGAAAAACACGGGACACUGAAGUGGGCAAAUCUGACUGACCUGCUGUACUUUGCAAACUGAAGAAGGAAAAAUGUCCAUUGCCAACCCGAAACAGACUGUUUCAAAUCCGACGAUUCCUUUCGCAGGAACGAUUCUGGGUGGGUUGCAGCCGGGCGAGAUGGUUCUAAUUCAGGGUGCAGUUCCCAGUGAUUCAGACAGGUUCCAGGUGGAUCUGACAUGCGGAAGCAGCACCAAACCACGGGCAGACGUGGCUUUCCACUUCAACCCUCGCUUCAAGAGGUCGCCCUGCAUCGUGUGCAACACGUUGCAGAAGGAGCACUGGGGCAAGGAGGAGAUCCAUUACCAGAUGCCUUUCAGACAAGGGGCAGCCUUUGAAAUAAUCAUGCUGGUACAGAAAGACUUAUUCAAGGUGGCAGUGAAUGGCUCUCACGUUCUGGAGUACAGACACAGAAUGGAUCUCGGAAAGGUGGACACACUACUGAUAUCUGGAAAGGUCACAAUCCAGGCCAUCGGCUUCAUCCCCAAUGUGAGCUCAGCCCCACCUACCCCAUCUAUUGUGAUGAGCAAAGUCACAAAAGCCAAUGCUCUGUUUUCAGAGUCGGGUGACUUGAGCGUACCCUACAAGGGCAGACUGGAGACUGGGAUCAGCCCAGGAAACACUUUAACAGUCAAGGGGAAGGUUGGCGUGUACCCUCACAGCUUCGCCGUGAACCUUCGGGUGGGCGACUCGGAAGACAUCGCCCUGCACCUCAACCCCCGCAUCAAGGCCGGCGUCUUCGUCCGGAACUCCUUCCUGGGCGAGCGCUGGGGGCCAGAGGAGGUGGCGCUGCCCAGCUUCCCCUUCUCCCCGGGGGAGUACUUCGAGAUGAUCGUUCACUGCGAGGCGCAGAAGUUCAAGGUGGCCGUGAACGGGGUCCACCUGCUGGACUACAAGCAUCGGGUGCAGGACCUGACCCGGGUCAACCAGCUGGAGAUCCUGGGUGACCUGCAGCUCCUGGACGUUAAGCUGUGGUGAUCCACCUUCUCUCGUGCCCCACCCCGCCCCAACCUGUCUGAAAAAAUGUCCCUUAAACAAGCACAGGCUUCACCCUCCGUGUCCCCCCCCCCCCCCCCCCCACACACACACACACACAUCUCCACACUGUAGAGUAGUAUUUCACCCCAAAUUGACGUGAAUUAUUAUUAUUUUUUGCCUUUAUGUGAAAUGUAUUAUGCAUCUGAAGAAGAGUGAAAAGAAGAGCAAAUUUGCUGCCUUCAUUAACCUGCACAUAUCAGAGGCUAGCAUUGUUAGCUUCAGUGACUGAAAACACUGGGAGGGUACAUACCUGCUGGUAGCAUGCUGUAAAUUGAAUGUCAUAUUUACCUCCCAGUAACUAUUAACCAGGUCAGUCAGCCAUUUGGCUAAUUUGGAGCUGUAGUACAUUGUAUUGAAAGGCAGAAAAUGACAAAAAAAUAUAUCUGUUUGCAUUGACUUAGGUCGAGGGCGUGUGUGGGAUGUGCAGUUUUUCCGUCAAUUUAACCCUUUAUGUAUCUAUUCAUACAUUUUCACAACCACUUCUCUCAACUUAAAAAAAAUGUUUUUGAAGCAGGAGACUGUCUGAAUGUAACAGGCAAACUAUGAGCUCCCCAUGUGGCUCACCCAGUUCAGUCCUCCAUAACAGGAACAGGCACAUUGCCUAUAACAUAUUCUAAAUGGUGAUUGGCUAACAUAAAUAGGGCAGCUGAAAUACAGCAGAUGUAUACGCAUUUACUGGUAUGUCUUUGUACAUAGACAUAGAGAUAGAACUGCAUAGUUUUUUUGUAGGUUUGACUGUGGUAGGAGGCCCAUUUCAAUGAACUUGUCCAGGUGACGGUCAUUCGAAUUUGCCUCCUUGCAUGUUUGUAACAUUUGACUUCAUAAGUUUCUACUGUCAUCGAACCAUUAAGUAUUAACGACGGGUAUAGUUACAGACACCCUCCCUACAGUUUCUCACUCUCCUUAACGUGGAGCUCAGCUCAGUUUUUUGUAAGAUAUUUGGCAAACAAAAAAAAGCACAGCUUUUAUGCAUAAACAGACUUCUGUGAAUAUAUACAAGAGGGAUUGCUGAAGUAUGUGGAGCAGCAACAUGAAGAAGCGAUAUGGGUUCCACAUCGGAGAUCUUUCCGAUAGAUCAGCUCCAGAUGUCGAACCCUUGCAGAAGACGCCCCACCCCAGUAGCCCAUGCUAAGCUUCGGCCAUUAAGAGUGACCGAAGAACGACGAAGGUGUUCAUUCGAUUUGAAAAUGCUAUUUAUUAAAUUUAAAAGAGUAUUGUUCUCCAUCAAACUGAACUAAGGGAGGUAGAGAAAAACGUCCCAUUGCCCACCCAUAGCGGCUUUAUUUCUCGUGUAAUGGAGAUGCCCGUUUCUCUCCAGAGCCAUACGGACAGAGACUGACUAACCUGGGAAGCCUGUGAUCAACGGCUGGGGAAAGCUCGGCUACGUCUAUGCAAGUUUCUACUCUGCAUUUCCUCAUUGGACACACCCGCCCUAUCGGGCAGCUCAGUUCGACUUACUUAGCUUUCCCUUCCUUCACCUCGCUCCUAAGCUGCCGCAGUGAACUCCUUUUGUGUUUUUGUCUCACCUUUGUCGGCAUCUGACGACCUUGUCUCGACACUAUGUAAUACAGCAAUAUUCUAACAGGCUUCACUACACGUUAAACAGGACUUUUAAAAACUCAUUAAACUCUAUCAUGCAGCAUUUCUGUACAUGUCUCUUUGGUUACCCCAAUAAACAAAAAAAGAAAAGAAAACA